GCGUCUUCCCGCGCUUUUUAACGCCGCCAUUUUUAACAUAAUCUGUGUUACAGUUUAAAGUAUUCGUAAAAUGUUUCUAUUAAAUAAGAUAAUUUAAUAUGUUAUUUAAAUUAAAUUGCUUUUCAAAAUGUAAUAUGAAAUAAAAACUUUACCUGGAUUGACAUUUUAAAAAUGGAGUGCAAAAAAACUAUUUGUGAAAAUGUGAAUAGAAAAAUAUCUAAUCUAAUGAGGAGAGGAAAGAAAUUAACAUAUCUAGAGACCAUUUAUGCGGGUCUUAUAGUAUGUUUUGUGCCAUCAGUUGUCUGUGAUUCAGAUUGGUCGAGGGAACUCAGCUACGAUAGAAUAUACAAUAAUACGAACUACCCACAGCUUCAUCAUAAACCGAGGCCAUAUACUAUACCUUUACGUAGUUUUAAUAACCAAAUAGGAUAUAGAAACGUAGAAGAAUUGAAUGACAAUGAGCUGGGCAGAGAAGAUAAUGAAGCUGAAGAGAAGAACAGAGAGGAGUGGAGACAAAGUCAACUGUUGGUGGGAUUUGCUCGAGAUCCCUUUAGAUAUUCAGUGCCAGAGGAAGAUUUUGUGAAAGGUAUUAGAUAUGUAAACCCACGCUCGAAUAGUGGGAGACGCGAAAAUCGAGGUAAACGCGGGCUGUUACAUCUUUACAAUAUGAUCUAUUGCUCUACUGGCUGCGAGCCCCUGUCCUAUAAGGGGUACGGAUGCUACUGUGGCCUGCUCGGAUCUGGGAGACCCACCGAUGGUAUUGAUAGGUGUUGCAAAAUGCACGACGAAUGCUACGAGAACAUCCACUGCCCAGUCUUCACAGUUUACUUCCAGCCGUACUACUGGAAGUGCUACAAAGGUAAGCCACUCUGCGCUCUAGAGAACUACAACACACAGCAUCAGUUCAUCAACGGGUGCGCAGCCAAGUUGUGCGAGUGCGAUAGAAAAUUCGCCAUGUGCGUGAAGAGGUAUAACUGCCCGCGACAGAGGGCGCUGUGUAAGUCUUCUCCGUUGCGGUUGCUACAGAAUUUACUGCUAUUCUGGUAACUCAAUUCGUGGUAAGAAUGCGCGGUGGCUUCAAAAUGUAACAGCAAAUAAUAAAAUCUUCCUGAGAGGACCAAUUUUAAUUUUUCUUUGUGACUUCGGAAAUUAGAGUGCGCAGUAGCACUUCGAGAUAAUAACAAAUACUGAAACCUUCAUGAGCAGAGCUUAUUUUUUUGUGACUUUGGGAAAUUCCUCACCAGCCUCAAAGACAGCAACUGGUGUUAAAAAAUAAGAGUGCGCGGUGAUGAAAUCAGAAACGCAAAUAAUGAAAACUUCAUGGGAAGAGAUUUUUUUUGUGACUUAGAAAUAACUUCACUAGCAUCAAAUACAGCGGUUGGUGUUAAAAGAUAAGAGUGCGCGGUGAUAAAAUCAGAAACGCAAAUAAUGAAACCUUCAUGGGAAGAGAUUUUUUUUGUGACUUAGAAAUAACUUCACUAGCAUCAAAUACAGCGGUUGGUGUUAAAAGAUAAGAGUGCGCAGUGAUGAAAUGUGAAACGCAAAUAAUGAAACCUUCAUUUGAAGGGAUUUUUUUUGUGACUUAGGAAAAACUUCACUAGCAUCAAAUGCAGCGGUUGGUGUUAAAAGAUAAGAGUGCGCGGUGAUGAAAUGUAACACCAAAUAAUAAAUCUUCAUGAGAAGAUAAUAUUUAAUUCUUCUUUAGUCACUUUGGAAAAUCUUUGACUAAGACAGCAAUUGGUAGUAAAAAUGUACUUUCACGUCUAACCCCAGAUGGGCUAGACAGGUGAUAUCAUCUUUAGCGUUAUAGUGAACACAACACUUGAUAUGGCCGCAUUUCGACAAACCAUAAACCAUCAUCUAUUGGAUUAAUUUCGCUUGUUAUCGGUAUAACCAUCACCAGAAAAUUAGUCACAAAUAUAAACCAACUCAAAGUUAUUUCGAAUCGGCCAGAUUUGAAUUCACUACCUUGAGUUCGAAGGUAGCAAACUCAGCUACUUCGCUCUCUAAACUACACUAUGUAUCUCUUAACUUCGUAGCCAGGCCACAUCUCUAUAACAUACUAAUACGUUUCAAUGUAACCGUUCUUAAAAAUUCGCUACACACCACUAAAUCACCCUUAAAACUUAUGGGCGACGAUCACUCAUCACCAGUUGACUUGCAAGCUCAUUUGCUCAAACAAAAUAGCGAAGUUGUAAAAAACGGCAUCCAAGUUCCAGUUAAAAUUAUGCCAUAAUUUGCUCUUGUACCUUAUCUUGUAAAUAA
Molecule: messenger RNA, 2265 nt
Organism: Achroia grisella
Lineage: Eukaryota; Metazoa; Arthropoda; Insecta; Lepidoptera; Pyralidae
Exons: 4
Coding region: 172-1047 (291 amino acids)
Biological process (GO): arachidonate secretion; phospholipid metabolic process; lipid catabolic process
Molecular function (GO): calcium ion binding; A2-type glycerophospholipase activity
Source: RefSeq, a predicted model, not a curated record